ACUAGAUUGCGCACCAAUAGUUAGUUUUGGUAACAUGGUCGGAAGCCUCGUAGUGUCAGCCUUGAUUUGAUAUUGCUCAACAUCUUUGUUUGCAACGCUGCCCGUCGCGUGGUCCCCGCAUUUCACAUAUAAACGCUUGCACUCGCCUGGGAGAAUUCUACCACCUUUCGCUCAUCAUCACUUAGCUUUUUUCUCACCCGUUUCGACGUGAUACACCCGGUCUUACUUUUCCAUAAUCGUCCCCAGGGUGUUGAGGCAUGCAGAGGCCACACGAUACCCAGUUUCUGAGUGAGGCCCUCAGCUCAGUCGAGCCGGGCCUCAUCUAUCCUGAAGCCAAACGCCAAUACGAGGCGCUCGUGCAAGCUUCCCGCAGCGAGAGCGAUGGCCCCAUUAUCAGCGUCUCCGACACGAAUAGCUGCCUGUGGGAGGAUGCGGUAUUUCGCUUACCAUCGUCUUGGAAGAUGCACUUGCAGACAAUAUGCUUUGCGUACAAGACGAAGCAGAAGGUUAUGCACUACCUCCAUCUCCUAGGGAACCGAUUCCGAUGGGCACCGCCCUUGUUAGGGUUCGUGCGCAAGCACGGGUUGGACUCUGCCUUUGACAAAGCUACAGACAGUGGUGAAUUCAAGCCGUGCCGAGAGGUAUGUGAACUUUGCCAUGCCCCAAAUUUAAUCAAUCCAGAAACUGAUAUAUCGAGCAAGUUCCAAUACUUCAUACGCGUCCAGCAACGCGGACUCAAAAUCAGCACCCGCGACUCUCCAACCCAGCCAAACCACGCCCUCCCCGCAAAAUCAAUCUUCAUCAUCCCGACUCUCCCCCUCGCCAACCCCACCGCCUUCUUCUCCUGCCUCGGUACCCAAGGUUCCAUAGCAUCCCUAUGCAACACCCAAGCCCUCCUUACAUUCCCCGCCGCCAUGCUCCUAGAUAUGGAACCCAGAAUCAAACACGACCUCCGCAACAACCCCCCGCUCUUCCACCCUCCCUUCAACACCACCAUCGGACACAACCACCCCUACAACCCCCAGAAAAAAGAAUGGGACGCGCUCUUCGAGCACCUCCUCAAAGGCAAUUUCCCGCUCCUAAAGAAGGAAGGCGGCGCCAUCGAGCGCGAGCGCGAUGGGUACGGGCUCGUGGAUCUGAGUAUCUGGUGUGCAGGCUGGAUCAGCGAGCGCGGCAAAACAGGAACGUCGGAGGAAGGGAAAGCCGAGCGCGUUCGUCUGCGUGCGUCCAAGGAUGAACAGAAAUUGAAGGACGCUACUACUGGGUUCCAGAAAUGGCUUGUUAGUCAGUUUGGGGUUGCUCGCGAGAUGGGAAGGAGUGCUGGUGCUUCUUCUAGUAGCUCUGCUGCUCUUGUGGAUAAUGAGGCUUCGCGUCAGGCGGGUGGAGGUGCUGGGUCUUCAGCUGGAAGCGACAGGUCCUCUGAUGGUUAUCCUGGAAUAUCUGGUGGAAGUGCAAGCUCCUCUACCGGAAGUACUGCCCUUUCUCAUGAAAGCGCUUCGCCUUCCUUCGGGAAAAACACGGAUAUCACAGCUCGUGAUACUCCGAGGAGACCUAGGUCCACGAGCCGCAGAGACAGACGAAGGAGCAGUCUAAUUGAGGGUGUGGAUGAGGUCAUUGCCGAGGGGGCCACCGAUACCAUUCCUUUCCGGCUCGGGCGCGGAAGCGCGACCAAGGAGAGCCGUGAGGAUGCCUGA
Messenger RNA from Periconia digitata, 1694 nucleotides. The record is from the annotation of a GenBank genome assembly. NCBI's taxonomy places the organism in Eukaryota, Fungi, Ascomycota, Dothideomycetes, Pleosporales, Periconiaceae.